Molecule: messenger RNA, 746 nt
Organism: Mangifera indica (mango)
Lineage: Eukaryota; Viridiplantae; Streptophyta; Magnoliopsida; Sapindales; Anacardiaceae
Product: protein UXT homolog
Exons: 7
Coding region: 165-620 (151 amino acids)
Biological process (GO): positive regulation of transcription by RNA polymerase II
Cellular component (GO): mediator complex; chromatin
Molecular function (GO): transcription coregulator activity
Source: RefSeq, a predicted model, not a curated record
AACCUGCAGGAUGUCUCUGUGAAUACUAUAAAAUAGUGUCCUUUUUCGAUAGUUAAAUAAUUAAAUGAGGGAAAUGAAAUAUUGCGGCUUCCAUUUUAAUUUUCGAGCGCACGAAAGAACUGUUUUGGGGUUAACAAGAGCGUCACUGGUAAGAAAGGACUAAAAUGGAUAGCUAUCGCCAGGAGAAAGUACAGAAAUUUGAGGAUUUUGUUGAUUGUCGAUUGAAACCUGACCUUGUUCGUGCUAUUGGUGAACGGGACAAAUUAUUUGAACAACAAAAGAUUUUCUCAGAUUUGCGAAAGAACAUAGAAAAUUUAGAGAGAAAUAGUGUAACAAGUCUUAGGACAUUUGUGAAUCUUGGCUCCGAAGUGUACAUGCAAGCUGAUGUGCCAGAUACUCAGCGUAUAUUUGUGGAUAUUGGACUUGGAUUCCAUGUGGAAUUCACCUGGUCUGAAGCUCUAAAUUACAUAUCAGAGAGGGAAGGGAAAUUAUCCAGGCAAAUAGAGGAGUAUACUAAACUAAUUGCAUCAAUUAAAGCCCAGAUCAAACUGGUUUAUGAAGGUAUUCGUGAGUUACUCGAACUGCCAGCUGAGAGAAGUGUACAAGAGCCUGUAUUUUAGGAUAUGUGGACUUGAAAUGUAUAUUUAAGUUAUUUUACUGGUCUUUAUCAUCUGCACUUUAAGAUGAUGAAAAGCAUGGAACCAAAACUUUAAACUUAAUGGGAAGGAUUAAUCUUAUUCAAGCUA